AUGGCUCCAAACGACACUAUAACGCCUCAUUCACGUACCAAAACGGGAUCACAUGUCACCAACGAAAUCUAUGAUGGCCGCUCACAGAGCCGACUGGACACCUUGAACCCCGAUAAUGCCAAUGAGGGGCCAUCACCCGGCUCUCCAGAAGAGUCUGAGAGUGAAGAAGACAAUCAAGUGGCCCAGUCAGAAGCUGUCCACCGAAGACGCGUCCAGAAUGCCCAAUUUGAAGCCUUGAUCUCGGAACGUGUUCUUCGCAAUUCCAGUAAAGAAACAAAGCCUGAUGAAUCUGACCGGCCGGACGAUGAGCUUUCUAUUGCCCUCCUACUGGCGAAGCAAGAGUGUAAAACGGGCAGUUUAGAUCCUCGUGAAUACCAGAUUGAACUGUUUGAGCGUGCAAAGGCCAGAAAUAUCAUCGCGGUACUCGAUACAGGCUCUGGAAAGACAUUGAUCGCGGUUCUCCUGUUGAAACAUAUCCUCAAUUCGGAGUUUAUCGACCGAGCUAAUGGAAAGGCCCAUCGGGUGGCAUUCUUUUUGGUCGAUAGUGUGACGCUUGUCUUCCAGCAGGCGGCCGUUCUCCGAAACAAUCUUGACCAAAAUGUGGCACACAUUUACGGUGCCAUGGGUCCGGAUUUCUGGGACUCUGAGACCUGGGUAGACCUGUUCAAUCGACAUAUGGUGGUCGUGUGUACAGCUGAGAUUCUCAACCAUGCUCUACUCAAUGGAUUUGUGAAGAUGAGCCAGAUCAAUUUGUUGAUCUUUGAUGAAGCUCACCAUACAAAGAAGGACCACGUCUAUGCACGUAUCAUUCGAGAGUUUUAUCUCCCGACAGACAAGUCUCAACGUCCAAAGAUUUUUGGGAUGACUGCCUCCCCAAUCGAUGCCAAAGUAAACAUUGCAGACGCAGCUAUACAGCUCGAGACUCUCUUGGAUAGCGAAAUUGCAACGACGUCCCAUUUGACCUUGUUACGUCAAGUCGUGAGAAGGCCAAAAGAGGAGGUUUGGGCAUACGCAAAGCUCGAUUCACCAUACCAGACAGAGCUAUACACAGAGAUGGAAAGACGUUUUGUAAAUGUCAAAGCCCUCAGGCCAAUUCUACGGUUCGCGCUGAAUGCCACCUCAGAACUAGGAAGGUGGUGUGCGGACCAGGUAUGGGAGCGGGCCAUAGCGGACGAUGUACUACGAAAACUCGAGGGCAUUUUAUCCAAGGAAACAGAUCCAGACUCCCAGAAGCAGAGUCAGGAAGAAACCAAGCGGGACAUCAGGCAGGUGAAAGAAGCCUGUCGCAUUGUGAUUUCUCACCAAUCCCAGCAUCCCUCAGAGGCAGGUCAGCUCAGCCCCAAGGUUGAGCUGUUCGUGAAACGACUGAGUGAACUGUUUGCGACGUCAGAGAGUAGGAAAUGCAUCGUCUUUACCCAGCGCCGAAACACGGCGAAGACUUUGCAUCGGCUUUGUGAGAAACUGGACAUCAUCAAUCUUCGCCCUGGAGUGCUGGUCGGGAUCAACCACGAUCUCACGGGAUCCACAACGUUCCGCCAUCAGUUCCUCGUUUUGUCCAAGUUUCGCCAGGGUGAAAUAAAUUGUCUUUUUGCAACAUCUGUUGCAGAAGAGGGUCUCGAUAUUCCAGAUUGCAAUCUUGUUGUGAGGUUCGAUCUUUACGACACACUGAUUCAGUAUGUCCAAAGUCGGGGCCGUGCAAGACAUGCCAACUCAACCUAUGCUACCAUGAUCGAAAUGGGGAAUGAUGAUCACAAAAGGCGGCUACAAGAAAUUCAAGAAGCAGAAAGCCUCAUGAAAACUUUCUGCAAAUCUCUGCCCGAAGAUCGCCUCCUGCUGCACGGAAACGAAAAUGACUUGAAUAUUCUUCUGAAGAAGGAAGAAAAGAAGAGAAUCUACACCGUCCCUUCAACCGGCGCGAAGCUUACUUACGAACAUGCAAUUAGUGUUCUGGACCGCUAUGCCAGCUCCUUGCAAUAUGAGGAUGGCAUUUCAGCAUCAGUCAAUUAUGUCCUCUUCUCACAGGCCCAGUCAUACUUCUGUGAGAUAAUUCUCCCAGAGAAGUCGCCCAUUAGAGGAUUGAUUGGAGGACGAGCAUCCAGAAAAACCUUGGCCAAACAGUCUGCUGCCUUUGAUACGUGCAUCUUGCUUCGCAGAAACAAUUUGCUUGACACUAACUUCAGGUCCGUCUAUCAAAAGCGUCUGCCGGCUAUGCGUAAUGCUAAGUUAGCGGUCGCAUCGAAGAAGACAAACAAGUACAUCAUGGUUUGUAAGCCCUCGAUCUGGCAUCAAGAAGAAGAAACUAUUCCGGAGACGCUCUAUGGGAUGCUCAUAAAACUGAUCCCAUCAAAGCCCUUGAAAAGAGAGCACCAAACUCUGCUGCUGUUGUCUCGAAAGAGGCUUCCUUCAUUUCCGUCGUUUCCGAUAUUUCUGGAUAAUGAUGUCAGCACGGUCGUCCAGACGGCGGACAUUGGUAUCCCAUUUUCAGUCACUUUUCAGGAGCUGAACCAAUUGUCCAAUUUUACGCUUGCGGUCUUCCACGAUGUGUUCCACAAGAAUUUUGACCCAGCUCCUGAGAAAUUUCCCUACUGGCUUGCUCCAGUCCGUGCAGUUGCUAGUAAAUUUAAUUCAAAUGCCGCGCCCAUGUCUUUAGUAGACUGGGAGACGGUGGCCUUUGUUCAAGAUCACCUAGACUGGCAUUGGUCCCCAGACAUGGAUGUUGAUUUUCUCCUGAGCCGCUUCAUUUACGAUCCAUGGGAUGGUAGGAAACGGUACUUUCCAAUUGCCGUUGAACCCAACCUGCGCGCGUCGGACCCACCGCCUGACUGGACACCUCGCCGACGAUGGAUGCAAGAUAUCGUCAACUAUUCGCUGAGUCUUCCGAAAAAUUCCCGCCCCAAGGUUCUACGUCAUUGUGAUUGGAACCAGCCUGUCCUCCAGGUAGAAUGUCUCUGGCUCCGAAGGAACUUUCUCGACAAAGUGACUGAUCCAGAAAAAUUGGUGGCCACAAAAUGCGUUGUCUGCCCACAGCCAUUGGCCAUAUCGUCGAUCCCGCUGGCGACAGUGACUACGUGCCUGGCCUUUCCUGCUAUCAUUAGCCGGUUGGAGUCCUACAUGAUCGUGAUGGAGGGCUGUAAGUCUCUCGAUCUGGAUAUCAAGACGGAAUAUGCCCUAGAAGCCUUUACUAAAGACUCCGACCAUACGGAAGAGCACCGAGCUAUGCAGGUUCAUGUACAGCGAGGCAUGGGAAAGAACUAUGAGCGCCUGGAGUUUCUGGGGGAUAGCUUUCUCAAGAUGGGAACAACGAUCUCGCUCUUCGCCCAAAGACCAGACGAUGGUGAGUAUGACUACCACGUUCAUCGGAUGUGUCUCAUCUGCAACAAGAAUUUAUUCAGCACGGCCAUCAAGCUUCGGCUCUUUAUGUACAUCCGUAGCCGUGGCUUCUCUCGGCAUACUUGGUACCCUCCAGGUUUGAAACAACUCAACGGGACUAGCUAUGCCAAGCAUACUGCUUCAGAGAGCUUCCAUAAUCUCGGCGAAAAGACGAUUGCCGACGUGUGUGAAGCAUUGAUUGCGGGGUCUUUGCUCACCGGUGGCAAAGACAAUCGAUUUGACUUCGCUGUCCGAGCAGUGACUCUUCUUGUUGACAGUGAAAACCAUACAGCAACUUCUUGGGCCGACUAUGCUGCAUCCUACAUCAAACCGGCAUACCAGAUACAAGCACCUGAUGGAGCCGAGAGAGACCUUGCCGACAAAAUAUUUGAGAAGCUAGGAUAUCGCUUCAAUUUUCCUCGUUUGUUGCGGUCAGCUUUCACGCAUCCUUCUUAUCCGACGGUAUACGCUAAAGUGCCCUGCUACCAACGACUUGAGUUCCUGGGUGAUGCACUUCUCGACAUGGUAUGCAUAGAGUACUUGUUCCAUCGGUUCCCUGACAAGGAUCCCCAGUGGCUCACCGAGCACAAAAUGGCUAUGGUCUCGAACAAAUUCCUGGGGGCCUUAGCAGUCAGGCUGGGCCUGCAUCGGCAUCUUCAAUACUUUGGUGGCCCACUGCAGGGGCAAAUCACCCACUACGCCGAAGAUAUCCAGCUCGCAGAGACUGAGGUCGACGGGGCGAUGGAUUACUGGCUUGCCACCAGGGAUUCCCCAAAGUGUCUCCCAGAUAUGCUCGAGGCAUAUCUUGGCGCCAUCUUCGUGGAUUCGGAAUUCGAUUUCACCGUGGUCGAAGACUUCUUCACCGCUCAUGUCAGGCCCUUCUUCGAGGACAUGUCUCUGUAUGACACGUUUGCCAAUAAGCACCCGACAACCUAUCUUCACAGCCAAUUGACGAACGUCUAUGGAUGCACCAAUUAUUGUCUCAAGACCGGUGAAAUCCCUGAGAUUGAUGGAGACAAGUCAAAGAUUCUGGCUGCCGUGAUGGUGCACGGUGAAUCUAUCGCGGAUGCGGUUGGGACGUCUGGUCGGUACGUGAAGGUUAGGGCGAGCGAAAGGGCACUGGUGGCGAUCCAAGGAAUGCUUAUUUCCGAUUUCCGGCUCAAGUAUCACUGUGACUGCGGGCCAGUGGAAGCAAAGGACCUGGAGGAGAUGGAUAUCGGGACUGCAGUGUGA
This is a messenger RNA of Penicillium cinerascens, 4602 nucleotides long. RefSeq lists its product as uncharacterized. Lineage: Eukaryota; Fungi; Ascomycota; Eurotiomycetes; Eurotiales; Aspergillaceae. Gene Ontology annotation, biological process: siRNA processing. Gene Ontology annotation, molecular function: DNA binding; ribonuclease III activity; ATP binding. Bases 1 to 4602 code for a protein of 1533 amino acids. The record is from RefSeq and is a predicted model, not a curated record. The transcript has 10 exons. Gene Ontology annotation, cellular component: RISC complex; nucleus; cytoplasm.